Messenger RNA from Oreochromis niloticus (Nile tilapia), 5817 nucleotides. It is a transcript of the gene hspa12a, whose product is annotated as heat shock protein 12A. NCBI's taxonomy places the organism in Eukaryota, Metazoa, Chordata, Actinopteri, Cichliformes, Cichlidae. The record is from RefSeq and is a predicted model, not a curated record. The transcript is spliced from 12 exons. Bases 326 to 2344 code for a protein of 672 amino acids.
UCAGGACAGCCAUGAAUGUGAUGGGAGGGGCGGGCAGAGCAGCAGCAGCAAAUCUGGGGUCCAACAUCCUCUGUGCUGAAGCUUUUCUGCACCUCUUCUGCUUCUAGACCCUCACGAACCUCAGCCCUGUCCACGAAUAUUUCCAGGUCUUAUGCACACAACGAUAGGCGGUAAAGCGAAGCUCGGGGUGGCACCGCGUUAGUGACGAAAACCACAUUUUGUUUGAUUUUUCCCCACUUUGGCCCGGUGUGCCUCAGCAACCAGGAAAAUUGCUUGGUGUAGCUGUAUCGGAGAGAAGGCUCGAGAGGAGGUGAAACUGCGGGACAUGAUGACCGAGAAAGACGCAUCGACAGAGAAGAUAAUCACAGAUGCAAUGGCUGAUCCUUCUCCAGCAAAGAGCAUGGGCGACCCUGGAAUUACACCUCUCUCUCCUUCACACACUCAGCAGAAUGAUACAGACCAGGUACCGUCAGGGCCCUCCUUUGUGGUCGUAGUUGCCAUUGACUUUGGCACCACGUCUAGCGGUUAUGCUUAUGCCUUUGCUAAGGAACCAGAGUGCAUUCACACCAUGAGGCGUUGGGAGGGUGGGGACCCCGGUGUAUCCAAUCAGAAGACACCGACCACCAUCCUUCUCACUCCAGACAGAAAAUUCCACAGUUUUGGUUAUGCGGCUCGUGACUUCUACCACGACCUGGACCCCAGCGAAUCCAAACACUGGCUUUACCUUGAAAAAUUCAAGAUGAAGCUCCACACCACUGCAAACCUGUCCAUCAACACUGACCUCCAUGCAGCUAAUGGGAAGCGUGUCAAAGCUCUGGACAUCUUUGCCUAUGCUUUGGCUUUCUUUAAGGAACAAGCACUGAAGGAGCUGAGUGAUCAGACAGGCGGCGAGUUUGACAACAGUGAUGUUAGAUGGGUGAUCACAGUUCCUGCCAUCUGGAAAAUGCCUGCAAAGCAGUUCAUGAGGGAAGCUGCCUACAAGUCUGGUCUGGUAUCCCGGGAAAACCCUGAGCAGCUGAUCAUUGCCUUAGAACCUGAAGCAGCAUCAAUCUAUUGCCGCAAGCUCCGCCUCCACCAGAUGGUGGACCUGGGCACCCAGACCACACAGAAUGGCUUCAGCCCCUCUGACAAUGUGGGCAGUGGGAUGAGCCAAGCAGCUAAGGAGCAUGUACGGCGCAACCGGCAGAGUCGCACGUUUUUGGUGGAAAAUGUCAUAGGGGAGCUUUGGUCGGAGCUGGAAGAAGGUGACCGAUAUGUGGUGGUGGACUGUGGUGGGGGAACAGUUGACCUGACUGUCCAUCAGAUCCGUCUUCCAGAAGGACAUCUAAAAGAGCUCUACAAGGCUUCGGGUGGCCCCUAUGGGUCCAUUGGGAUUGACUAUGAAUUUGAGAAGCUGCUGUGUAAGAUCUUUGGCCAGGAUUUCAUUGACCAAUUUAAGAUAAAGAGGCCAGCUGCGUGGGUGGAUCUGAUGAUUGCAUUUGAGUCUCGAAAGAGAGCCGCAGCCCCUGACAGAACCAAUCCUCUCAAUAUUAACCUGCCCUUCUCCUUCAUUGACUACUACAAGAAGUUCAGGGGCCACAGUGUGGAACAUGCUCUGCGCAAAAGCAAUGUGGACUUUGUUAAGUGGUCGUCUCAGGGGAUGCUGCGGAUGAGUCCAGAUGCUAUGAACUCCCUCUUUAAGCCCACCAUAGACCACAUCAUCCAACAUCUCACUGAGCUCUUCGAGAAGCCAGAAGUCAGUGACAUCAAGUUCCUGUUUUUAGUGGGAGGUUUUGCCGAGUCUCCCUUGCUGCAGCAAGCCGUUCAGAACAUGCUUCAGGGCCGCAGCCGCAUUAUCAUUCCCCAUGACGUUGGCCUAACCAUCCUGAAAGGCGCUGUUCUGUUUGGCCUGGACCCCAGUGUGAUUAAAGUCCGCCGCUCGCCGCUCACAUACGGGGUUGGUGUCCUCAAUCGUUUUGUGGAGGGGAAGCACCCACCGGAGAAGCUGCUGGUUAAAGAUGGAACACGCUGGUGCACGGAUGUCUUCGACACCUUCAUAGCUGCGGACCAGUCUGUGGCGCUUGGUGAGAUGGUCAAGCGGAGCUACACGCCGGCUAAACCUUCCCAGCAGGUUAUUGUCAUCCAUGUUUACUGCUCUGAGAAGGAGAAUGUGGGCUUCAUCAGCGAGCCCGGUGUCAGGAAGUGUGGGACACUGCGCUUAGACGUGAGCGGAACGGAAAGUACAGCGGCACGCCGAGAGAUCCAGACGCUCAUGCAGUUCGGCGACACAGAGAUCCGAGCCAUGGCAGUGGACGUGUCUACCGGACGCACUGUCAAAGCUAGUAUUGAUUUCCUAAGCCAUUAAGUAUCAAAAGAGAAUUCAUGCUCCAGUCCGGAGCUGUGGAGAUGGACACUAACAGCUUACACAUAUAUACAAACACAUACCUGUAGGGGCGUGUACUGGGAAGGUUCAGUCGCUCUUCAUUUAAGCACUAAAGUGAUGAUGUGUGCAAACUUAACUUAAACGCAGACAUUCAGCUUUAGAAUCCGCGUAUCAUCGAGGUAAGAAGAGAGGCACUAAUGAGAGCUUAGUAUGUUUUAGGUUUGUCACUUCACCACAUCUGUCACGUUUAACUGAUAAGCAGCUUUCUAGUGGUCAUUCCCUCCAAGGAAACCCCUGAACCCAGUGAUGAGGCCACAGGGGUCAGGUUAAAAAGCUCCUGACAGAAGCUUCUUCAUACAUGUUAUGCAGAUCUACUGCCUCUGGCACAGAGAGGAACACAUACAGUGAAUUCAUCUUUGUUUGUUGGUCAGCUCAUGCCAUGUCUAGUUGCUUCACUACAGAAUGUUUUUCUGUUCUGAGACUAUGAAAAGGUCAGUAUACAUCCUCAGAAGAGCUACACAAAAAUAUCUUCACACUGUUAAUGUUCUUCUAUAUAAAAUCGCUGCAAUAUUCAGCCCUUUGAAUGGUUCCCUCGAGGGCAAAACACACCAUUUUCCUUAUAUAUGGCCAGUCUGCCAACUGGACAACUUGCAGUCAUCUUCCAUUUGUGAGAUUACAAGCUUAAAAGUAAGUAGCAUUACUAUGUAAAAAUGCUGUGACAUCUUUGGUUAGCUGCUAAAAGUGAAACAACACUGACUCGCUAUCAUUUACCAAAACUCAACUUAAAAAUAUACACUAAAUCAUUCUUAAUACAUCCAGGACACACGGAAAAAAUAUGAAUUUGAGUCAUUUUGCUCAUUUUCCAUUAAUAGGAGAUGUGAGAGUAGUUCAUAUUUUUAGAUUGAGAGCCUCCAGCAUUGGGCUGACUCUCACUGUCAGGUUCAUUUAAAACAGUUUCACAUAGAUUUCAUUAUUACAUCUACUUACAUACAUAACAGAUCACAUUUGUGCUUCGCCUUUAGCAACGUACUUUAUGUUUACAGCCUCGUGUGUGUAGGGUAUGGUGCACUAAUGGUAAUCACUGUACCAUCUGUAGAAAUAUGGGUUUACUCACUGAGGUUGCUGACUUUUACUAUCCUUUGUCCAUCGCUGAAGUGGAAAGCUUCUUCUACCAGGGAAAAACGUGCUGUCCUCUUCAUGCUUUGGUUUCAUGAUCAGGCCUUUAGACCCAGUACUACACAGACGAAGGGAACCCGUGUAAAGGCUGAAGGUGUGGUGAUUCUAUUGCAACUAUAUUUCUACUGAUAUGUUAAACCAAAAAAAGUAUAUAGCCACUUUAACCAUUAGGCUGAAUCAUGCAAAAGCACCAGCUUGGCCCCUUGAUGUAAUCCAGUGUUAUAUCUGAUUCCAGUAAUGUGAAAUGUGCUGCAAGAUCAAUCCUAAAGAAAGAACAACCAUCAAUGUGCUUAACUGUGGCCUUUAUUAGUUUUUGCUUCUGAUUAUCAGCUGUAGAAAGAAUGACCCCGCCCACUCGAUCUCUUUGAUUGCACGUAAAGUGCAACAGGCCAGUUGAGGCAAACAACAGUGUAUUUAUUUCUGUAAAUACAGUAUUUAAAUAUUGUACAGAUUUUUAGCAUUGUAUGAGCAGCUUCAAAGCCAAGAGUGCAUAUGUCUGUGUUUUUGUGUACGUGCACAUGAAGGAGAGAAGAAAGCUCGUGUUCUGUCACACGGACAUCUUCAACAUGAGAGUUAUAGGCUUUGAUUGUUGUGUUCCUUCAUAGGCUGGAUGCAUCACCUUACUGUUACUUUGCAAUCACACAAAAAAACUUGAAUACCUUUGUCCUUAAAAAUAUUUCAGCCUGUGGGGUUACAUGGUUCCAUGAUCUGAACGUGUGCGGUCCAGCUGGGUCUUCAUUAAAGUGUGAUGCACAGUCAGCAAUAAUCAUACAGGUAAAAUCUCCAGAUUAUUCUACAAAAAAGUCUCAAUCAUGAUAGUGCCUAGCAUGAAUAAAUGUGAUGUUCAAAUUCUGUCACCACCAAGAACAUACAGUGCUUACUGUCACCUGCAACUCAGGUCAUAAAGACAUCAGUUUGUCCCUGCAAUGGAGGAAGAUCCAUAUUUGAAUAAGCAGAAAAAGAUCAAAUUAGAACUUGCAAAACCCGAUUUCAUCGCUUAGCCUGUUUUUGACUUAAAAUUAAUUUGUUGAAACGUCUGUAAGAUUCAAACUUUAACUGUUGGCCUUUCUAGUCUCAGUGUUGCGAAGAUGUAGGAGGCAGUCUGCCCUUUAACAGUCAUUGCAUUAGGGCCAUAUUAUUGUUUAAAUUUCAUGCUUUGGAAAGUUACAAAUACAUACUUUAAGAAAAACUUUGAUGUGUACUCAGUAUACAUCAGCACCCACAGGUGCCAUCAUUAGAGUGGCACCUGUGGGCCACACUGACAGAGUCAGCAGGACGGGGCAAUGAUCUGAGAUUUAGGAGGAAAAAAACACUCAAACAUUCUACCAUUAAAGUCUCAGCUGCAACAAACUCCCUUUGGGUUGUUGGAUUAUAUAAUCGCACUUUUUGAAUUUCAUUUUUUCACUGCCAUGGACCAUAUAUGCAGCAGUUAUGAGUUAUGUAUAAGUCUGAAUUAUUACUGAUUUCCUUUGAUCCUUUGUUUAAACUGUGAAUUAAAGCUGGUCUCGCCUUUCAGUGUAAAUGUACAAAGCUGCACAAGCUUCGGUGCCCUCUGCUGUCUUCAGCGCUCUUUCUGCAAUGCACGUUUUGCAUGUGUCGCAUAGGAAUGACUGCUAUUACUAAUACACACAACCACGCUUAACUACUCAUAAUUACUCUGGUAGUGUCCUCUUUUUGAGCUCUGGUAUUUGAGCUUAAACGAUGGCAGCUCAUAACAAACAUUACUGAUAACUGAACUAAUAACCUUUUAUUUUACACAUCUCUGUGUUCACAAAGUAUAAAUGUAAUGCUCUAAUAGCACCGUGGUUUUCUUGUUUAAUAUUAGACGAUUGCUAUGUGUUUUGUACAACUUUGAGUGUUAUGUGAUGCACAGGGUACUGUUAUGUAGCAGCUUUUUACUUAAAGCUAUAACAAGGUUAGCAGAAGACAUGUUUAGCUGACUAUCUGACUUUAGCUGACUUUAUUCUUGGUGUGUGAAGCAUCAUUUUCAGUCGAUGAGUCUGAUUUCAGGUUAUUUGGAUGUGAUUUGAGUAGCACUCUAGUCAGCUUGCUUGUCUUUAAGCAUCUCCUUAAGACUCUCUAGAAAAUCCAGGAAUUCACAGCUAAAAUCACAGAGCUUGUAGUAAGGAUCACGUCAGCCACUCUGGAACGCAAAAACUAAGCAAACUUUAUUGUUUAAGCAAAGACAUUUUUAUGUUUAUUAUUUUUCAUGCAGUACUAUGUGUAUUAUUUUGCCAAUGCCAGAUAUUCACUGUCACUAAUAAAAUGUUUAUUUCAAA